AUGAAAAACCAUAACAGGGAAAUUUAUACAAUACCUGGCAUUUUUUUCCUUGUAACUGCGGUCAUUGCGUCGCUAGGAAAUGGCUAUAUCCUUUACGUCGUCAAACGAGAUCCUUUAAAGUGCUUCAAGAAGCCCACAAAUGUCUUCAACAUUGCCUUGACGAUGGCGCAUUUUUUCGCAGGAAUUGUAGUUUUGCCUUACAUUGGCGUUUUGAAUAUUCUUCGUGGAGAACACCCGGAAAUCUUUAUUCCUUCAACAGUGCUCGACCUGGAAGAAGCGUUGCUUAAUUUCAACAUCGGAACUGCCACACUUUUUCUGUCUGCUAUCUCAGGAGAACGAUGUAUUGCUAUAAUACGACCCCGCCUUAACAAGAAAUGGCUGACUUUGAACCGUGCCAAAGCCAUAAACUUCGCAUCAGGAACCAUCUGCUUUGCUUUCUGUCUCCUUUUAUUGCUACCCGUUUCCAAGACUUUCUUUUACUUUGUUUAUCUACCCUUGUUUAUUUUUCUUCCCUCGUGUGGGAUUUUAGCUUCUUGCGCUGUGAGGCUGCGAAAUUUCAAAAACCAAGCUCGUGUCUCUGUGAUAAACAGUGGUCUUCCCGUUGCUCAGUUAUUCGCCCUCGAAACGAGAAAGAGGAAUUCCCAGUUAGUCUACAAACUUCUAAAUACCGUUUUUAGCAUUCUUUUACCUAUCUUGAUUUCCUUAUUUAUGUUCUCUGCGGUUAGAAUCAUCGAAGUUACAUGGGAAGGGUGUCAAAACAGAAAGUGGUUCGUAACCCUACAUAAUGUCACAUUGAUAUGUUUGUAUCUGAGUUCUGCUUUUAAUCCUUUCGUUCUUCAUUCGAGAAUUGCUGAAUACUCGCGAACAACAAAGCACAUCUUUAGGAAAUAAUUAAUAGAGACUGCCAAUCUCUAAACUGUUUAUUUAAAUGUGAAAAUUCAAAAGUUUUCUUUGUGUAAACUGAAAGUUUUUUAUGAUAAAACAGGAAGAUGAUUAAGAAAUGAGGAGCCUGAACGAAGCAUUUUAUUUUCACUUAACUCGCGUUUUAUAUACACUGAUACACUCUGUAAGCAAUUUGCAAUUUCUAAAAUGAAGCUGGUUUUGUGAUCAGUGGCGCUUGAAUUUUUUGAACGAGAGAAAAUACGAAGAAGAAAAACUAACACAGGCGAUUACUGGGGAGCCAAAGGCGGAGUAGCAUUUCCUAUAGAGAGUUUUCACAUGGAUGUCAUGUCCACCAUAUGGUGUCCUAAUACAAGGAAACGGCGGUCAUAUUGGUGUCCCAAACCAGUCCUGUUAGAGCUGAAUCUUUUCCUCAUGAAACUAUUUAUUUCACUCAAAUAAAUUUGCAUAGCUUCGACCGCUGCUGGCCAUGUGAAUGAAAACGCCUUUUAGCCCGUGGGGGCUUUGCAGUUAUGUAUGGUUUCAUUAGUCCUGUCACCAUCCCCGCGGGCAACCCCCGGGACAAGUCCAGCCCUUCGGGCCCGGGGGUGGAGAAUUGUUUGAAGCAAGAGAGUUUAAAGCGGUCUCAGUCCCGGGGGUAAGGGGGUGGGGCAAAUAUAAAGUAAGUUCUCUUUGAUUUUGUGAAGAACGUGUUUUUUCUCGCGCGCGGUUUUUGCUCGAAGCUGCAGAACUCGAGAUUACUAGACUGAAAAAAUUUUUCUUUGUUUCUUUUGCAAAAAUAAAUCUGGAUUCGAGUAGCAUAGUAUGCGUGUAAGCCAAACGUUCAAAUUUAAUAAGGAGAGGUAGGUCUCUCCGACAAAUUCCUGCCUUUUCCCUUGAAAAUACGUAGUCUUGAGUUCCUCAGCUUCGUGGAAACCGCGCGCGAAAUAACACAAAAACAUGCUUACCACCAUUGGUGUUAAAGUUCAUCCCCGCGGAGUUAGUCCCUUAUAUAAGCCAUAUAGGUAUGUGCUAGACUAGGGUUUUUUCACCGUUUUAUUUUUCCUGCGUACAGACGUCUCGUCUCUUUGUUAAUUUGGUCUGAAAAUGGGUAUAAACUUUGCCCGUUUUGGUCUGGAAUCGGGUAUGAUUUUCGAGGGGCACUGUAUGAACAUAUUUAUCAUUUCAAUUCUAAAUGAGUAAGAAAAAAAGAGAAAUCUGCGAAUUCGAAAUGAAUUUUAAGAAAUCUUUUGUGUUGGUGUUCUUAUCUUAGUAAUGAUGACAUAAUUUCUUAGAGGCUCCUGCUUAUAGGCCAGGUCUGAAAACAGGUGUGAAAAAUGACAUUUUUUGGUCUGAAAUAGGGUCAGGAUUUGGAGAACCGAGCGGCACACCCACCAAGAAUUCUGGCCAGUACCUUUGUCUUAGAAUUAUCGCCGGCCGGGAGUUCAGGGUGCAUGUUUAUCGGCAUAUUUAGGAGAUAAAUAAGGGUUGCUCAGGUCUGCAAAUAUUCUCUAAUAGCAGAUGUCGUCCGUCGAGUUGUCUUCUUGCUGUUCUUGCUAAGUUUGUAGCUAAUAGUUCCCCUACUUCUUCCGAUCCUCGUGAAACGAGUGAAAUGUUCCGCCAUUUUGUAGUCACUAUACCCUGAACAACUCAAUCUCGUCUCCAGGUCUUCUCGGUUAGCGGGUUCAUUAAUCCUGGCAAUUUGCUGCACGAUUGACGUCAUUUUUCUCAUGUCGCAAAAUUCAUCCAAAAUUGGUCGACAAUAGCUGGUUAUGAUGAAUUAUACGUGGGAUUCUAGCCAAUCAUAAACGGAGAAAUAUUUUGAAUGAAUAAUGAAUAGGGUAAUGGCGCUACUGUCGGAUGAAAUAGCUCAAGCUCAGGAAUUACUGCUAACAGUUGAAAAAGAGUGCAAGAAAGUUGGCCUUGUACUGAAUGCUAAGAAAACAAAAUCAGUUGCUUAUAACAUUGAUGAUCGAACACCAUUACAUACAUUUGAUGGUACUUAUCUGGAAUGGAAGGAUGACUUCAAAUAUUUAGGGUCAUGGGUUGAUAACUCAGAAAAAGACAUCAGCAUAAGGAAAGCGCAGGCUUGGAGAGCUUUGAAUGGUAUGACGAAAAUAUGGAAGUCCAAUAUGAGUAAAGAUUUGAAAAUCAGAUUCUUCAUAGCCACCAUCGAAUCAAUCUUACUCUAUGGGUGCGAGAGCUGGGCUCUGUCAAAAGCACAAGAAAAGUCGUUGGAUGGAACAUACACUAGGAUGCUGCGAAAAGCUUUAAACAUCCACUGGAGCAGCCACAUACCAAACCAACAACUGUACGGAGAUCUACCAGCAGUCAGCAACAAAAUCGCUUCUCGUAGGCUACAACUUGCGGGACACUGUUAUCGCCAUCCAGAGCUAAGUACCCAGAAAUUAGUCCUAUGAGAGCCCACACAUGGCCAUCGCGGGAGAGGAAGACCGAAUACUACCUAUAUUGACACUCUUAAGAGGGAUACUGGUGCAUUUGAAGCAAGUGAGAUUGCUGCACUGAUGGCUGAUAAGAGGCUGUGGAAAGAUCUAGUGGUUGCCCGCCUUCGUGCGACCAAGUGAGUGUGAGUGUGUAAUGGCUCUCAGGGGAAUAGAUUAUUAUUCAUGAAAUAAGUUGAAAACAAAUUAAGCUUAAAGAUUACCAUUUCUAGUAUUUGAAAAAUGAAUCAGCAGCUUUACUAGAGUCGGCUGUAUGCAUAAACUACAAAAUCACAUUUCAUUUCUGUUUCCAAAAAAGAUUGAGGAAUAUAUAUAUAAAAAUUUCGCCAUUUCAUUUAACCCGGCCUCGUUAGCGCAGUAGGCAGCGCGUCAGUCUCAUAAUCUAAAGUAGAAAUCUGAAGGUCGUGAGUUCGAUCCUCACACGGGGCACGGAAAUAUUUUUAUUCUUUUUUUUUUUCUGACUCUAAUUCUUGCCUUUAUUUUCUUGCCUUUUUUUUGCUAAUUCGAACGUUAGAAAAUACAUAAGCAAGCAAGCAAAUUGAUGCUUCUCCACAAUUCUAAAUUCUCUUGUCUGCUGUCUUACAAAGGUCUGGGUACGAAGUUAGCGCUGUCUUUGUAAAAUUUGGUUUUGAAGUCCAAUGACGUUUAAAUGUUUUUACGAUAAAAUCAGGCCUUAAAGUUUCUUGAAACCAAUUCUAAAAAUAGGUGUUAAUAGUAUUUUAAAAGCUUUUAAUUUGCUGAAAACUCUCCGACUCGUAGGUCUCGGCCGGUUGGACUCACCAUAGAAUCAGGGUUGAUGAUAGAUGUUAAAGUCAAAAUCAUAUUUUUAAAUGUCAAAACACACGUGCCUGGCGUGAGAAAAAGAUCAUAUUCCAAGUCUUUUUAUCGCAACGAAGUAUUUUUGCUCGAUAUCUCGAGAGAGUGAAAAGAUGACAACUGACUUUCGCAAAAAUACAUGAAUGGUCGAACAGGAAAUUGUUGAAUGGAAUAGUGGAGUUUUACAAAACCAGCUCCGUUGUGUGAAAUGAUGAAAUAUAAUUCAGUCACAAAAAUGACAUUGAAAAUUGGAAAUUCAGUGCAGGCGUUAGUUAGAUGAGAGACUCUUAUUAAUUUCUAAACAUACAGCUGAACAUAUCAAUCCAGUUUAGCAAUAUUUAGCGUGUGAAGCCGCCCGCAAUAACAUGUUUAGUUUGCUCUGUCCGUGACAUUGAUAAGUUAUGCAAGAACUAUUGAAAAAGCGGUUACUGGUCGUUACUUCAUAAGGAAAUGAAAUAUUAUCUCUUGAAAUCUCUACAGGUGAGAGGAACGAGCUCGAAUUAAUAAACGCAUUUAAAUGUAUUUUGUGUAUCUCUUUCAAUAAAGCAUUUUAAAAUUUCAAUGUGUCCUUGUGUCCUUGAAUUGCUCCAAAAAUAAUUCAGAAUUAGAUUUUCCCUUUGUAAUUGUUACUUUUCAUAAGGAAAAUAAAUAAUAAUACCUUACUCCGAUAAAUUUUUUACCGUUUUACUUUUAAACAACGAAAAAAAAAAGAAGAAAGAAAGAAAACUUUAUAAACAAUCCAAUUGCUCAAUACCGAACCAGUUUUCUAUAAAAACUUAAGUCAUGAAGCGAUUUUUCUUCAUGUGGAAAACUAUGGCUCGUGGCCUUUGUAAAAACAAAUCGCAGCAGGAUUAAAAUUGCUCUAAGAAAUUAUCUUAUACACAAGCCUACAAUCUGCCAGAUAUACCAUUACCUUAUUCAAACAAGCCCAUAUAACACUGGGUAAUUUUUUGACGUGAUGUGAUUUCAUAAGAAACCUUUUAUUUGCGGGAAGUUAAAUUUAAAAGCCUGCUGUUUUCGCUUACGCCAUAGUUCCGUAAGCCCAGAUUUAGCUAGGAUACACGUUACAAAUUUCUCGGUUAGGGCUCCUAUAGAUUGAAAAACAAAUUUAAUUAGAAAAUUCUCGAUAGAGAAGUCAUACAACUACUGAACUUCUGAAUCGCUUUCACUGCUCAGUUAACGCGGGCGGCGACUUUAUACCUUUUGGGAAAAAUUGUCAAUGUGUUGAACAAAUCUUCUAGCGGAUAAUGGCGGACGGAAGCUACAGAGAAAGGUUUCAAUUUCCAAUUCCUAUUUGGAAAUUCAAAUAAAAAAGAAACCAUUCAUCUCGAUGAAUUUUUAGAUUACCUCAGUCAAUGUCAUUUUGAUGAGACAUACUUAAGUAAAAAUGCUAAAAUGAAAUUGCGUUUUCACUUUUAUAAAGGCUAACGCGGAUCUUUUUGUCAAUCAAUGUUCAACAGCUAGCAUAAAAAUCAUUUGUUUAACUUGCAAAUACGUUGCUGCUGUCUGUGCGCUACUCAAUAUUUGGUAUACGUAAGCUAUGCUCAGUGUCUUAAAUGAUUUAUGCGAGUUACCGACACCUACAGUGCCAUUUUUCUCUCUGUAUAAAAGACUUCUACAGCGUCGAUUUGGUCAGUCACACGACAGCAUGGAAAACGAAACAGCCACAAUCCCGGACGGUGUCCGAAUCGGCGUUUGUGCUUCAGUAGGAGCCUUAUAUCUAAUUGCAUCAAUUCUUACGGUUACAAUCAACGGCCUAUUGCUGUUCGUCAUAUUCAAGGAUCCGCUAAAAUGCUUCCGGCGACCAUUUGCAGUGUAUAUCACGGGAUUAGCUACCACCGAUUUUCUGUUUGGCGCCAUUGGUGACCCCGUUUCGGCAAAGAAAGCGUUUUACUGCGUCAAAGACGAAGACGGAGAAACAACUUUCGAUUAUGUCAUGGACUAUUUUAUUGAUAACUCAGCUACCAUGUUGGUCGUUUCUUUGUCAGUUGACAGGCUCAUCGCAGUCGCUUGUCCAAUUUUUUAUCGCUAUUCCAUCAAGAACACUCACGCUGCCGCCGUGGUUGUGUGUGCUUGGGUGUACUGUCUCGCGUUUAGUCUUAUUCAGUUAGCAGAAGUCCCUGAUGAUAUUUACGACACGGUAGAUGUCCAUUUGCAUGUCACUUUUGCUUUAACGGCUACUGGAAUUAUUUACCUUGCUAUCUACCGCAUUAUUCGAAGAAGAAGAAAGCUCUUUCCCGGCGGAGACGAGACGACGCAGCAAGAUGAGAAACAUCUAAAGCGCCUAAAACGUGAGAAAGAAUUCGCCUUCACAGCCUUUUUGAUUCUCCUUGCUCUGGUAAUUACACAGAUCCCCUAUCUUGUAAUGACAAUUAUCAAGGCAAACUGUGAGAGUUGUACUGAAACCACAUGGUUUUUUAUAUGCCUAGAGUUUAGCGAUUUUCUCCUCUGCAUCAGUGCUAUUGCAAACCCUUUUCUCUAUGGCUGGCGAGUAAAGCAGUUUCGGAGUUCAUUAAUGGCAGUGUUUUGCAGAUCGCGUUUAGACCCCGCAGAUAUGGAAAUUUCACAAACAACAAACGAAACUAGAAAUCAAAGAUGA
Porites evermanni is the source of this 6756-nucleotide messenger RNA. NCBI's taxonomy places the organism in Eukaryota, Metazoa, Cnidaria, Anthozoa, Scleractinia, Poritidae. The record is from the annotation of a GenBank genome assembly.